This is a messenger RNA of Liolophura sinensis, 1407 nucleotides long. Its product is annotated as acid-sensing ion channel 2-like. Gene Ontology annotation, molecular function: ligand-gated sodium channel activity. Gene Ontology annotation, biological process: sodium ion transmembrane transport. Lineage: Eukaryota; Metazoa; Mollusca; Polyplacophora; Chitonida; Chitonidae. Gene Ontology annotation, cellular component: plasma membrane. The record is from RefSeq and is a predicted model, not a curated record. The transcript has 7 exons. Bases 1 to 1407 code for a protein of 468 amino acids.
AUGAAAACCGAUGAGGUGAAAUCAACAAAAGUGAACAGCUGGGUGGAUCAAGUCGAAGACUUUUCCCCAGAAAAACGGAACCAGAAACUAAGCCUGUUCCAAGAAUUCUCUCAAAAUGCAACGGUACACGGACUUCGGCACACCUCUCAGCAUGGUCUGUUUAGACGUGGUUUUUGGUGCCUGGCCUUUCUCGGCAUGUUGUCGGGUUUGUUAUAUACAGUCUUCUCCCAGGUUGUUGUCAUACUUGAGUACCCGACCAUAACACAGCAGAGCAUGGAAUUCACGGCUGGUCUGCCCUUUCCGGCCGUCACACUCUGUAGUUUAAACCAAUUCCGGAAGUCUGUGGUUGGCGACGAUCCGGCUAUACGCCAGAUCCAACUUGCCAUGUCCGACUUGGGCCAAAUGAGCCCGGCCAUUAACUGGAGCGAUCCUAUUUGGAAUUAUACAAUGGAUCAGAAAGCGGUCGAGGAAAUGGAGUUGUACUUGGAAUACAUAGGUCAUCCUCUUGUGGAAACCCUCAUGUUUUGCUCUUGGGACAACAAGAUCUAUGAAUGCAAGGAUAUUUUCAAAGUGCAGAAGACGGACUUCGGUAUGUGUUUCACUUUCAAUGGGCGGGAGCAGAAUUCAACUCCCAGGUACUCUAUGCACGCAGGCAGCAAGUACGGUCUUACGGUCGUAGCCAAAAUAAUGCAGCAUGAAUACAUUCUGGGAUCUGACAAUGACGUAGCUGGACUUAGGGUUUUACUGCAUGACCCAGAAGAAACUCCUCUGGUAGAAGGAAGAGGGUUUAAUGUGGCGCCGGGAAAAGCAACCAAAGGCUCUCUGAAACUUAAGCAGGUAAACUAUCUUCCGCCGCCAUAUAAGUUACCGUUUGGGAUGGUGUGCAGAAAUACCUCGGCGCCGGACUUUCAGAACAUGCUGACGUUGUACGAUCGCUAUGACAUCAUGGCGUGCUUCUCGGAAUGUCGCUCUCACUAUAUCUACAAAGUCUGUGGAUGUAGGGCAAUAUUUGACAGAGAACGUUUCAUGACUGAGAACAUCUCCUGGACGUGUGGCUGUCCAAUCCCGUGUAAGAUGAACAUCUACAACGCGGAGGUUUCUAUGGGCGAUUAUCCGUCUUCUGCUCUAAUGGAGCAGAUACAGGCCAUCUUCAACCUGACCAUAACUGAGGCAGAGUUUCGGAGCAACUAUCUCAAGCUUACUCUGGCGUACGACGAAUUCCUGAUCGAGUCUAUUAACCAAGUUCCCGAGUUUGACUUCGAAUCAAUUAUGAGUACAUUUGGGGGUCAGUUGGGAAUUUUCAUUGGUGCAAGUCUGUUGAGCUUAUUAGAGUUCAUUGAGUUUGGAUUGGAGAUUAUCUUCUUUAAGGUUUUGAGGAUAGGGAAUAAAACAAUGCCUCGGACGUAA